UUUGGCGUAAACGCGCGGAUGUGGAUGGUUUUUCGAAGGCACGGUGGUAAUGAGGCACGGCCAACACAUCCGCGCUGUGCAUGUGUAUUUAAUACAUACCCCGAUUCUAUUCAGCACGCGCAUAUUUAAAUAGCUGCCCUGUCAUUUCUUUUAUGUUCUACUAUUCGGGUGCCUUCUCCGCGUCAGCAACGUCCGCGCUCACUUUUACACGUGGGACCUUUUUUGAUCCUGGUUUGGGUUAGUAGUUCACGCAGUCAUCUGAGGGGAAAAGCUCCCGUGUUGGCAGCGAGGACGCGCUGCUCUCCGUCACGUGUGGCUGCUCUUUGUAAAGGUUAACGCGGCUGUGCAGCUCGGUUAACCCCUUGGUUUGCUGUCUGCAAUCCGAAGGACAAGUCGCCUGAUCCACAGCGCAACGGAUGCACUCGUCCUGGAUGCUCGUGUCGAUAUUUUCCUCUUCUUUUUGUCUUUUCAUUAACAACCUCGGCUCGGACUUAGAAGGGGGGGGAAAAAAGGAUGCAGCACGCCGUUGCCAGCCUUUCAUCUGGCAGUCAACCGAACAGAGACAGACGGGCGGAGCGAGAACGAGGUUCCCCAAGAGGCUGACACUCUGAGGUAGACGGGCUGACCGACUUCCUGCCGUUCACGUGGGGAUCCAGGACGCCGGCUCAGCUCUGACAAACCAACUGCUGCAAAGCCCGAGGGGAAAAAAUACAUUUGUAAAGUCUGAUCUGAGUUGGUCGAGGAGUGGAGUCUAGACACUGAACCACAAAACCCCUUCAUUUGAAUCAAUGAGGGCUACUAAUGCUGAACUCCAGCUUUCCUACUUCUUUUCGGCUACUUUGGACACUUAGUGUUAAACUUUGUGAGAGCGCCGCCUCCGUUUGACCUGUGACCAGGUUCGUUCCUCAAAAAAAAAACUUUUCAAACUGGCUCCCACGAGACAAAAAUGGAAAAUCUAGCCUCAGCCCUCAAAACGUUAAACAAAAGCUCAGAGAACAGCAACUGCGGCGAGACCUUCAGCAGCUAUGAGGAGUCUCUUCCUUCUGCCGAAGGGAGUCCGAGUCGCAUGGGCCGCCUCGCCAAGCCCAAACCUGGCAUGAGCUGCAGGCGGAAGCGCGAGUUCAUUUCGGACGAGAAGAAAGACGCCAGCUAUUGGGAGAAACGCCGCAAGAACAACGAGGCGGCCAAGCGCUCCCGGGAGAAACGCCGUCUCAACGACAUGGUGCUGGAGAACCGCGUCAUGGCCCUGAAUGACGAGAACGUGAGGCUCAAGACGGAGCUGCUGCAGCUGAAGCUGCGCUUCGGCCUCAUAACCACUGCCUCCUACAUCGAGAAGAGCCAGCAAAUGAGCGGCAGCGGCAACGCGGAAAACGGGGGCUCGUCCUCCUCCUCCUCGGCCCCGUACUACUCCAGCGGUUACUCCAGCGGCUCCCAGGUGAUGAUGAACUCUGACUCUUCAGAAACGGAGCAGUCCGGACGUGGCGAGGGCCACAGGCAGAUGGUGAAGUACUCCCCGCACGGCUCCCUGUCAGACAUGUCCGACGGCUUCUCCAGGGACAGCCCCGAGCCGCUGCCGUUUGAGAUCAAACAGGAAGGAGAUCGGCUGGAGAUGGACAUUGCCAACGGCAACACCACCACCCAGAUCAUGUUCAACGUCCACCGUGGUCUGGCCUCCGAGCCCGCUCACCACCAGAUCCAGCAGCACUCUCAGGAGCUGGAGGCCGCAUAUCACACCCAUCAGCAGCAGCAGCACCACCACCACCAUCAUCAACAACAACAACAGGAACAACCCCAUCAGGAGCCGGGGAACACCAUCAACACAGUCAGCCAGCCUGCCCCCCACCCACCUGCUGCCCAGAGGAGCGUCAUUCUGUACGGCUCCAGCAGCGCAUCCUAUCCUGUGGACGCCCUGAUGAGGCACCAGGACGCCGAUGUGCCGGCAGCCCAGAAGCAUGGCGCCGACGGCCAGCCGUGUGCCAGUUGGCUGCCCCAGUUCAUGACGGAGAGCGCCACGGAGACACUGGCUGAGGUGACGGAGCAGCUGGAGAGGAAGACGUUGCACUCCCCCGCGUAUGAGCCGUCAGACGGCCGGGAUGAGUCCGGAGAGAGAAAGGGGCACAGGGUUUGCCAACCCGCCCAGCAGCCGCAGCACCACCAGCAAGAGAGACAUUCGUCUGCAGAGGUCCUCCACAGACAGGUGGAGGGGGUCGACCACCCCCACCUGUAUCACUCUCAUCAGCAGCCCCACCAUUCGUACCUCAGUGCCCAAGAUGAGGAGCCCCCGGUGCUCACCUACGAGGGCGGGCACGGGGGCGGGGCUUACUACCGAGGCCCGUCGCACCCCAAGGACACGUCAUCCAGCUCCGACAAAGACGCGUCUACGGACGACGAAGAGUUCCCACCCUCCUCUUCCUCAGGCACGGUCGACUACCACGGCCAACUUGUCAGCAGCCUGCACCCUCCGGCCUCGCCUCCGCCCCCCACCUCCCAGGCCCCGGGCCGGGAUCCCCAGGUGGAGGUGAAGGGCACGGCGCUGCCCCACAAAUUGCGGCUCAAGCACCGAGCCAUGAGCAGCGGAGGCAACUGCGAGGGCCGAGAAUCCCCGACGACCCCGCCGCCUGCCACGCCGCCCCCCCUGCCCCAGCACCCCUACCUGUCCCUCAUGUCGCUGCAGAACAUUACGCAAGAGAGCCCGGUCAGAGGCUUCAGGCAGGCAGCCCCAGCGGAAGGGGGCAGGACAGAGAGUGGGAAAAAGGAGACGGGGGGGCGACGGAACAAGAGGCGAGAUUAGGCUACAAGUGCUGCAGUAAAUGCCCUGAACUACCCCGCCCAUCAUGCCUUUGCCCCAUAACCCAACACCCCCUCCCCGAGCCCCUGGGACCGCUCUACUUCCUUAUGCCCAACGUCCCCCAAAAAAGGCUGGACGUCUUGUGGGGCUGCAUCAUAUUUGUAUAUAUUGUACAGAUUGUCAUUUCUUACAUCCUCUACAUACUUACAGAAGCACUUUUUUUUAUGCGAUGAGAGGAGGAAUGGAACGGCGUUCCUAAAAAAACAGCAGAGCAUAUGGACGUUUUGAUCACAAACAAGAAUGCAGGACGAGGAAAAGUUCUGAGCUUUAUCAGUACUACAAAUUUGGUGAAUAUGUAAUUGUAAACAAAGCAUACACAUGUGUGGCUAUCUGCCUUAAUCUAAUGCAAAUGUACACUGGGGACAUUCCCUCGACCAAAGAGACACUGACACUACAAACAUCGAGUUCCAUACCUCUUCCCAGACCCUACCUCUACCGACCCACACUCCCCAGCCAUCUCCAUCAUUUCACUCAAUUUUGCAGUCACCUUUAUUUUUUUGAAGCACUUGGUUUGUAUAUUACUGUGAUUUAUGAAUAUGUGUAUUAUAAAUAUAUAUUUUACCAACAAUUUUGAAUACAAAUUCAACAAAAACGUGAGACCUGCAAUGGUUAAAAAAAAAAGUUCUUUUUUAAAUAAAAGCGACCAUCCCAUUAUGAAUCACAAUUGACGUACCUUUGUCCGCUGUUUGCUACGGGACUCAUUAGAAUUGUUAAAAAGCGCCUCUUACUUGAUUGUUCUGCCUUGCAUUGCCAGUUUUUUAAUGCCCUGUUUACACGGAAACGGUCCGGUUCGGCGCGACAGCAGCACUGAAACGGACAACGCGUUUCCUGAUGCGAGGGCCUCGGUAAAAUGUUCGGACUGCUUAACCUUUAACCAGCCUUUACACAUUUGGUGGAACUCACCAGCUGCAGGCUGCAAGCCUCUACUUUUUUUGAGCUUUAUCGACCAUAUCUUGUUGUUGUUGCCCUUCCCUGGCCCAGUGUAUUUAUUUCCUCUUUCCCACACGACCAUCGCUGUCAAAAAGGCCUCAGGAACAUAGACGGAGAACAUGUACAGACCUUUUUAUGACUCAUCCCGCGGCCGCGAGCUUGUAAUGGCGGUGUAGGGUGCUUCGGGCGGGAGGGGGGCUGCUGCACAUAGAUUUGAUUUGUUUUUUUGCAUUUCGACCAAGCAUGAGCCCAGAGGUUCCCAUUGGCUCCCAGAUGGAGGGGUUGUUGGGAAACUAAAGCUAAUGAAAAACCAAAAUGAUCUAAUUCCACCAAUUUGUGCCAGGGCUGAAAAUCCGACAUUCAAUUUGUGAAUAAAAGGGCCUCCCUCGUGCCGCCAUUAAUCAUUUCAGGCGGCCUUCAUCCCUUCGUGGUGGUGGUUCUGCUGCCAGACGGCGAUGAAUCGCCUGCACAGAAUCCCAUUUUAGCAAAGGUCUAUGUACCAUUUGGCUUUUUGAUGAUUGUGUAUAAAUGUAAAGUGUCCCCCCCUCCCUCUUGAACUACACUGUAAUGUUUAUUUCAUUGGUUUUAUAUUUUUUUUUGUCAAGGUGUGUUUCGUUUUCUCUACACUGUCUUUCUCUCCAAUUGACUGUGAUGACAUGUAAUUGCCCCAUUCCCCCACCACCUUUUAUCAGUGUGUAUUAAUCAGUACCGUUUGUGGUUUUGCAAAAAGACGAGGAGGGAAGAAAAAGAAAAAAAGUGGGUGAAGAUAGUGUGGUCUUUAGAGAUGGGUGGUGGUUAGUCAUUACCAUCGCUCGCUUUUGACAUGAAUAUGUAUGUAAAGACACUAAUGUUCAUUGUGGAAGAUGGGAGCAUUUCAAGAUCGAAAAUAAAACAAAGUUGACGCUAUCAACAUAUCAUGAAAA
Gasterosteus aculeatus aculeatus (three-spined stickleback) is the source of this 4701-nucleotide messenger RNA. RefSeq lists its product as uncharacterized. NCBI's taxonomy places the organism in Eukaryota, Metazoa, Chordata, Actinopteri, Perciformes, Gasterosteidae. Gene Ontology annotation, cellular component: nucleus. Gene Ontology annotation, biological process: circadian rhythm; regulation of DNA-templated transcription. Gene Ontology annotation, molecular function: DNA binding; DNA-binding transcription factor activity. The record is from RefSeq and is a predicted model, not a curated record.